AGCAAAAUGUCUAGUUAAUAGUUGGUUCUAUUCACGAUAACACUUUGUCGAGAGUCAUCAUGAGUGUAGAUCACUUGACAAUUGUUAUGAAUUGUCAUGACUAUAAUUAAACGUAAAUUAAGCAACAAUAAAUAGUUAUUUUGAAACUUUUGUUUGUUGGUAUGAAAUGUACACAAUUAGUCAAUCUAUAACAUUAUAAUAAUGUCAUUGUAGCUACCGUAAUUAGUAGAUUUGGUUAGCAAGAUGACUUUAAUAUAACAAAAUUGAUCAUCAUUUUAAACAUAAACAAAUAGUUAAAUUUACAAAUGAAUAACCACGUUAUUUUAACUAUAUCAGAAGUAUAUAUAAGAAGAAAAAAAUGUUGAUUGAACUCCAAAGUAAUUUAAUUCAAUAUCAAACAGUGUUAUAUUAUUAUCAUUUACCACGUUAUUUUUAUCCAUGUUGUAACUAGAAUGAAUACCCGAGGAGUGUUGAUUUAACAAUUCACAAUGUGUAAUUUUACCACAUGACAAGUCAUAAUAACAUUAGACAUUGUAAACAAUAAAUAUUAAAUCAAUUUUACCCAUAACCUAUAAAAUCUGUUAUUUCCAUUAGUUUACUUAUUCGUUUCAACUCCAUCGUGACAUCGUGUCUCGUACCAUUUUGAUUUAAAAGUGCAAACAUAUAGUGUAAAAAGUAAUAUUCGAUACUUAUCUACAAACUAAUUUACUUAUAAAUUAUGGACCAGGGCGAUAACGAAAAUAUACAAUAUAUUGAGCAGUUUUUUGAAGAUCAAAGAUAUAAUGAUAGUAUUUCUGGAAGUACACAUAAUUUAAAUGAAGAUUAUAUCAUUACCCCUUUGAAUGUAGAAAAAAACAAUAAUAAUAUAAGUGCUAGUGCAAGUAGUUCUAAUAGAUAUUCUCCAUAUUCUCCACAUCCCAAGUAUGGUGUAUAUAAACCAAUGGAGUGGACUUCACGGACAAUUAUGGCCUUAUUGCAGACAACAAAUGAUGGUCGUUUCAUUAUGACUGAUGCUAAGGUCAAUAAUGGCCACCUCUCAGACGAAGCUCAGAAUAGCCUGACUAAACUUUUAAUUAAUUACUUGUUUCAAGAUAAGAGCAGGGGUACUGACUUUUACUUUCGGAAAAUCGCAUCUUUAAUCAUUGAAAUAUUUCCUAAAGAACAAGAGAAACUAUAUUUCAUACCAUCGAGUAGUGGAAAUAAUUCUCAUGCCAAAGGGAAAUUAGUUGAAAGGUGGAAGAAUGUCUCGCGUCGUUUGAGAAGUAUAGGUGCUAUUGAAGGUGAAAGAAAAACUAAAUGUGCUAAUGAUAUAUCACCUGCAGUCAUAACAUUUUCUGAUGAAAUUGAAGCUGCUAAAGUCUGGUUGAGUAAGUCAGGUUCAUCUUCUGACUUUGAUGAAGUUAUUAAACACUGGAAACUUACUUACGAUAUAAGGAAAACAGAAAUCCAUGGUUCUGACAUUUCAAAACGUCAUUUGUCUGAAAUUUUUAAAUCCUGGCCUAUUUUAUGUGGCCCAAAAGGAUAUGUUCUGGUAUUUGAAGAUUUUAAUUUGGAGUACCCCAUCAUUAAGAAUCUUUUACACGACUGGCCAACAUUUAUAAAAAAGUGGACUUAUUUUUCAAAUAAUUUACUGAGUCUACGUAGAAAUUCAGUGAAGGAUAACUACGGUAAAGACAUAUUGAAACAACUCGAUGCUGUACAACUCAGCGGAAAUACCAGGACGUGCAAUAUUCUCAAACUUCUCCUAAUUCCAUAUCUUGUGCCCACUAAAACACAAAUCAAAAAUAACAAAAAAUCAUGGAAACCGUCACUUGUUGAGUCAGCUGCAGCUUUUGUUGUUCAUGUUACUAAUUUGACAGGACUUGAAGCUGAAUUAGAUAAGAGAAUUCAAAAAUAUAUACAGUAUGGCACAACUAUUCAGCCUUUUAUAGUAUUGGUUGGCAAAGAUAUAUUUUCCAUUAAAUACUGUUAUAUCAGAGUCGAUGAUCAAUUUUGGACAUUUGACUGUCCACUGGAAGCCGUAGAUGCUUGUUUCAAAACAUAUAUGGCAUUACACUGCUGCUAUCCAAAAGAAUGCUAUGAGUCGUGGAUCAUUCUACAACUACAGCUGUACAAUUUAGAAACAAUUUAUGAUCGUCAAUCUUCAGUUAUUGUCUCUUUAAAUAGUAAAAUGAAUACCAUGAACGAAACUGUUAGUAUUUAA
This is a messenger RNA of Metopolophium dirhodum (rose-grain aphid), 2203 nucleotides long. RefSeq lists its product as uncharacterized. NCBI's taxonomy places the organism in Eukaryota, Metazoa, Arthropoda, Insecta, Hemiptera, Aphididae. The coding region runs from base 719 to 2203 and encodes 494 amino acids. The transcript has 9 exons. The record is from RefSeq and is a predicted model, not a curated record.